UAUACUCUCGGCGGGUACCACGGGUUUACGGUCUUGCGCGUGUGUGCUCUUUUACUACGAUUGCUAUUACCAUUAUUAUUUAUUCGUACUGUUAUAUUAAUAGCAUACCAUCAUUUGCAAAAGCGCGAACACGACGUUUAAUCGGUCUGACGCGCCCCGUAAACGCUCGUCGCGCUACCGCAGCCACCGCCACACAUGGACACACAUAAUUAUACGUCAUGUGUCGAGGGAAAACUUUAACGGUAAACAUUCGCACGCACGUGCAGUACACACACAUCAGCCGUGGCAGACGCAACGUUUGACUCCUACGACACGAUAACAAAAUAUUUAGGUGAUAUAACAAUUUUAUAAGAAUGGAGCCACAAUAUCCGGUUACUACAACAUCUACAGCAAUGGACGAAACACUGUUCGAAUAUAAAGGUGGAUUAGCAGAUGAUUUGAAGUUUCUUGCAGCUAUCCCAGAAGUGUGUGACGUCACAUUUUUAGUUGGUGAAACACGAGAGCCGGUGUGUGCAGUGAAGGCAAUACUCGCGGCUCGAAGCCGAGUGUUUUAUAAAAUGUUAUACGAUACCAACGGAAAACAACUACAACACCAACAACACUCAAUCGGAGGUAAUUCAUCAAAACGCAGUGGAGGUUUAAUAAAGCAAUUAUCUAGUGCUGCUAGUGGGAGUCAAAACUCUCAUCAACAAAAUCGGUUGAGAAUGUUAUUAAAACGUAGUUCAGAACCAUUGAUUCAACACAAUCAUCAACAGCAGUAUCAAUCACGGCAACAGCAAAAAUCACCACCGAAUAGGAAUAGCAUCAAGAACAAUAGCAAAAUGGUGGCUGCCGGAUCCAACGCAUCAACGUCUUGGUCGAAGUAUAAACGAGGAAGUGCCGUUGGAACUGCGGCGACAUCGAUAAGUAAUGCUGCAAAUGUAAUGUCAACGACGGUGAUAAUAAUCGAAGAAUUUGACGCCGACGUGUUCCGGCAACUGGUAGAAUAUGUUCACACUGGUUGUGUGACAUUGCAACCACGAACAUUACUAGGCGUGUUGAAUGCGGCCGACUGUUACGGAUUGGACGAGCUGCGAGCCGCCUGUACGGGUUUCGCCGACACGGGCGGCGGCAUCACUGUGGAUACAGCUUGUGCGCUGUUGGCGUCCGCCGAACGUUACAUCCACUACAAGUGCACCAAAUCGUUGGUGCAAAAAGUGCUCGAGUUCGUAGACGAGAAUGGUGGACGCGUGCUUACACUUGGAUCGUUCACAUUAUUGCCACAACACGUGGUCCGACUUAUACUGUCACGGGACGAGUUACGAGCGGAUGAGCUGACAAAAUUUCAGGCUGCGCUGAUGUGGGCAAAGAAAUAUGCCGCUGAUGCUGCAGACAACAACAAUGCCAAUUCCGAAGAUGCAGAUUGGCGUUCUYUGUUCCGGGAACACUUCGCGCCCAUCAUCCAGUAUCACAAGAUCGCAGCAAGUGUAAUUUUAGAAGAAAUAAUGCCGUUGGGUGUGGUUCCUGACCGAGACUUGUUGUCGGCGCUUGCUUAUCAGAGCUUGUUUACUAUAAAGGACAGUACAGAAACAAUGAUUAUAAAUUCUCGAUAUGAAAAUAAUGCUGAUAGGUUUGACUAUUUUGCCAAUGACGAUUAUGUAAUCUAUUUGAGAUGUUUUUUUGAAAGAAUUAAACACUAUCGCUUACUCUCUGCUUGA
Messenger RNA from Diuraphis noxia (Russian wheat aphid), 1697 nucleotides. RefSeq names its product serine-enriched protein-like. The record is from RefSeq and is a predicted model, not a curated record. Lineage: Eukaryota; Metazoa; Arthropoda; Insecta; Hemiptera; Aphididae. Gene Ontology annotation, molecular function: protein binding.